AUUUUUUUCUUGGAUAUAGUGAUGAAGCUUGGUUCAAUUCCUAGAUAACUUGAAGAUUAAACAAGUGGUUGCACAACAAUUUUUUGAAGGCCCCGCUCCUGUGUAUGCAAUUUAUGAACAGGAAGGUGGAGGAGGGAACUUGCAUUUCUUGAAGCUUUGCAGCGCAUGAAUAGAUAGGGGGAGAACAAAGAGAGCAAACAGCCAAACAAACAGCAGCCUUUAUAUUCUUCUUUGGCUGAAGACGGCUGUUUGCAGUGGAACCAUAUAAAUUGGGCAUGCGAUCAGAGGUAAAAUGGAUGAUUAUAUGCGAGAAAUGAUGGAUCUGAAGACCCUGGUGACUCGAUCUCUGGAAAAGAAAGGCAUCCUUGCUAAGCUUAGAGCGGAGUUGAGAGCCAGUGUUUUUGAAGCAAUUGAAGACGAGGAUCAUGCUCUAGAAAAUGAGGAAGGAGCUGUGCCUGCUUUACUUGGUAGUUGUAAUGAUAAAGCUAAACAGCUUCACACCUCUCCAUCAGGCAAGUUGUUGACUGCACUAAUUUGUGAAUAUUUGGAAUGGGCGCAGUUGGGGCAUACAUUGAAAGUGUAUUUGCCCGAGUGUAAUUUGCCUAAGGGCUUCUGGAAAUCUGAGCUCAGAGAGAAAUUUGGCUCAAAAGUUGAUGCAGACUCUAAUAAUGAUGGUGAUAAUGGGCCAUUGCUGUUGGAAGUCCUGGAAACUUAUUUGAACCGUGAGCAACAAAAUGAUUCUGGUAACUUUCCUAUGAGUAAUGCAAGGAGAUCUGCUACAGAAGGUGCCUCAACAUCCAGUCCUGAUGAUUCUUCAUCCAACAUUGAAAGGCAUACGCGCAAGCAUCUGACAUCACUUGCUGGCGGUUUACCUCCACUUUCACGGCUCACACCAGCUGCACAAUUUUCUUCUGGUUCUUUACGAAAUUCAAGUCUUGGGAAUGUCUCAGAUCGCAUGAGCGAUGUUAAUUCAUCUGGGACCAAUCAUAAAACCAGUUCAAACAUUCCUUUUGCUGGAACUUCAAGAGAAAAUGGUUCUUUUCCAGCUACAAGAAAAGAAGACAAUGGUUGGAGAUAUGGUGAUGAUCAACACUCAGAUGAUAUAAUCAGAGCAUCUAAUGCCAUGGAAAACAUCCAGCUAGAUAGAAAAGCUCGCAGUUUAACUAGUUCUUGGAGGAACAUUGAUGAUGGCAUUAGAGAGGAUGAUUCACAAUCAGAACGAGACACGUUCUAGCAUAGGUUAACUUGACUGGAUUUCUCUUUGUGAUUUCUCACUGGCGUUUGUCAUGAGCUCUGUUUUUGCAAUUGUUUCCUGUAACCAGACAGUAUUUGUUCUCGCUUUACCAGUUCUUCAUAUUUGUGCUAAUUGUAGCUCAUUUUCUGAUCUCAUUUUCUAAUCUGGUUUUUAAUCUCUAAAUGUGAGCUACUUCAAGUUUUUUAAUAUAUUGAUUUGCUUCUCAUGUAAAUACUUGUGCAUUGCUAUGCAUUUCUGCAGUAGUUUGCGAUCCUUCUUGCAAAAUGAUUGCUAGAAGCGUUUGAGGGUUUUCAAGGUAAUGUUCAUACCUCAGGAUGCAAGAUGAGAAAAAGACUGAUUUAUAAAAUUUCAUACAUCUUGUUAACAAUCUUCGUGGUUUGAGAUUGUGUUAUUUGAAACUGUAAACUGUAAAUUGGUCAGCAAUACAACCAUAGGGUUAAUCAGAGGAGUUGAUGGGAGCUGUAACAUGUUAUUAAUGUCAUACCCGCCUUUGCUGGAUUAAUCAUCUUGAAGUGUAAUAAUUGACCAUUUGCUGCACCUAUCUAAGCAAAUUCUUAUUUUUCUCUGUAAAUAUUUUCCAAAAGAAGUCGUCAAUGUAGGCUGCUCCGUGAACAUGAUAUCAGCAAAGCCUUUGAAAA
Cryptomeria japonica (Japanese cedar) is the source of this 1893-nucleotide messenger RNA. Its product is annotated as protein TONNEAU 1a. Lineage: Eukaryota; Viridiplantae; Streptophyta; Pinopsida; Cupressales; Cupressaceae. Gene Ontology annotation, molecular function: protein binding. Bases 293 to 1234 code for a protein of 313 amino acids. The record is from RefSeq and is a predicted model, not a curated record. The transcript has 8 exons.